AUGUUUUCAUCAUCAUGUGAUACAAUGGUGGCAAUGAAUGAUGUAACUGAUGAUGGUUCAAUAAUUUUCGCUAAAAAUAGUGAUCGUCAAGCGAACGAACCUUUAUCAACUCGUUAUAUUCCUUCUUCAACUUAUCCUUCAAGUUCGAAAGUGAAAACAACCUAUAUCGAAGUCGAUCAAGUCGAAGAAACAUAUUCAUGUGUUUUAUUUUCUCCAGCGAAUAUUUUCGGUGCAGAAAUGGGUUUUAAUUGUCAUGGAUUGGUUGUUGGAAAUGAAGCUCUAUUUACAAAAGUUUCUUCUGAUAAUGAAGGUUUAACUGGAAUGGAUUUAGUUCGAUUAGUCUUAGAACGUUGUCGAACAAGUCGAGAAGGAAAGAAUGAAAUUGUUUUAUUGAUUAGUAAAUAUGGUCAAGGAGGAAAUUGCGGUUUUACAUCGCAACUGUAUUAUCAUUCGAGUUUUUUAUUGGUUGAUUCAACAGAAUGUUGGAUUGUUGAAACUGUUGGAAAAGAUUAUGCUGCAAAAAUGAUCACCAAGGGUAUUUAUACAAUUUCAAACAUAAUUUCAUUUGGCGGUGUUGAGACAUUCGAUGAAUACUCAGAAAAUCUAAUUGAAUAUGCUAUUUGUAAAGGUUGGUGCCAAUCAAAAGAAGAUUUUCAUUUCCAGAAAUGUUAUUCAGGAUUUUCGUAUCAUCCCAACGAAUUCUACAAUGGUUUUCUCAAAACUCAAUUAGCCUGUAGUCAAAUGAGACGAACACGAUCAAAUGAGUUGAUUCAUAAGCGUCAUAAAAAAUUCAAUGUUCUCGAUAUGUUCCAUAUUUUACGUGAUCAUCAAUGUUCUCAAGAAAAUCCAUCGAGUGGAUUAACAAAUAUCGAUAUUUGUAUGCAUGCUGGUUUUGGACCAAUUCGAUUUAAUCAAACCACUGGAUCAUUAGUUUCUGUUCUUCCAACAAACACAAAUCAAAUUCCAACGCACUAUGCAACUUGUACAUCAGUACCUUGUUUAUCUGUGUUUAAACCCAUUUGGUUGGAUUCAGAAAUGAAACCUCCGAGAUUUCUGUCAUUGGACGAUGAAGGUAAUCUUGGGAAUGCAACUUGUACAUUUUCAUUGAAUAGUAUUUGGUGGAAAUCGGAAAUUAUGACGAGAAAUAUUGUGAAAUAUUACCGAAAAUUGAUUAAAGAAAUUGAAAUUGAACGAGAUGAAUUAGAACGUGAGUUGGUGGCGAAAUCCAAACAACUAUCGAUGAAAAAUGUUUUACACGAAGAGAGAAAGCAAUGGACGAUUUUUUCCUUUGAUAAAGUUGAUCAACUAUCAAAUCAAUGGCUUUCACGAAGUUCUUCAUUGUCAUUAGAAAUGGAAAGUGAACUUUCAUCUAUCCAAGAAUUUGCCUGGGAAAAAUGGAGAACAGCAGCCCAAAUUCCAGAACAUCUGUUAACUUAUUCGAAAAUUGGAUAUACAAAAAAUCUCUUAUUAUCUAUUGGUUUAUUAGUGAUAUUAAUCUUCAUUUGGAUAUUUUUAACAAAUAAUUCAGAUCAGCGAUAUACUAUUCUUUGUUUAUUAUUGCUUAACUACGUGUUCAUUUAUCAAAUACUUGUGAAAAGAACGAAACGAAAGACAAAUUCUAGUGUUGAAUUACUAAGAUUUAAUUUUAAUGAUUAA
Messenger RNA from Adineta ricciae, 1656 nucleotides. The record is from the annotation of a GenBank genome assembly. NCBI's taxonomy places the organism in Eukaryota, Metazoa, Rotifera, Eurotatoria, Adinetida, Adinetidae.